Stylonychia lemnae is the source of this 3711-nucleotide messenger RNA. The record is from the annotation of a GenBank genome assembly. Lineage: Eukaryota; Ciliophora; Spirotrichea; Sporadotrichida; Oxytrichidae.
AUGAAAUUUUUAGAAAAUCCAGAUAAAAUCUACAAUCCAAAAGAUGAAGAUUAUAAGUAGUUGAUUUCUCUAGAAAGUGAUGAUAUUAUCAGAUAAGACCUUAAAACUCCACUUUCUCAAGGUGGUAUUGACAAUUCAGAUAGUGAGAUUUAUCAAAUGAAUAGAAGCAUCAGAAGAGAUUACAUAAAGAUGACUGAUCAUGCUGCUGACAAUUAACAUCAUUUUAAGAGUGAAGAAAAUAGAUAAAGCCUUAUGACGAAACGUACCCAUCAUCAAUAGAGUCAACCUGAGAUUGCAGCAAUAUUCAAACUCUUAGCUGACAACAAGAAUCAGCUAUUUACCAAGGUUUUAAAGAAUAGAUAGGGGAAUUCGCAGAAAUAAAUGCCAGAGGAAAGAAAUAGAGCCAUGUCUAGUAGUCAUUCUGAAAGAUUUCUUCUUGGAACAGCUCACAGUGGUUUAAGGAAUUAAAGUGAAAAAGAAGUAACCCCUUUUGAUGAAGCUAGUUAAAGAAGUAAUAUAUUCACAUCUAGAAGACAUCUUUACGAUAAUCAAUAGUCUUUUGGGGGAAAUUUUAAUUUAAAAGCAAUGACUAGUGCUUAAACGCCAUCUUACACUCAUAGAGAAAAAAUUAAUCUUAAUAAAGAUUUCGAAGAAAGAAUAAAAACAGGCUAGCCUUUGAAGUCAACUAGAGAACUAAUGAAAUUUAAUAAGCAGGAAUUAUUUAAAAAGGAGUAAGCUAAAUAGCAAAUUCAUUUCAGCGAAACAUAGAGUAGCGAUCAAAAUGAAUACUAUUUUAACCAGAUUGUAGAGAAAGCUAUCAAUAAAGAUAUGAAAAAUUAUCAAGAUAAUAAGUAAAAAGAAAAAAUGAAUAAAUUAUCAAUCAACUAACUCUAGCAUUAACCUAUUCCAAUAAGAUUUUCAGGAGAUAUGCUAAUGGAAAAGGCUUAAAAGUCAAUGAUUAUGGAUGAGUUGUAGAAUAUGAAUUCACUCAUCCAAAAUCUUAAUGGGAUGCUACAGAAUAAGUAACUUUAAGAGUAAAGGAUUCAUUAGAUUAAGAAAGCUACAAGUGUGGAAAAUUUAGACUUAGAUCAAAUCAACGAAGAAUUGGCGAAAGAUUGUACUUAAUUUGAUAAAAUAAUAAACUUAUUCUUAUCUCAGAAGUCUCAAAUUCAUAAGCAAGAGUCUUAAUUCCUAUCGCAAUUCUAUGACAUGAUGAGAGGGACUAUUAGUCUAGUACAAUAGCUCAAUUGGAAAUUCAGAGAAACAUAGGAGAAAAUAAAUAUAGGGAAUCAGAAAUUGAAAGACUAGGUAUAAAGCUUUAUUGAGGCAUUACAGAUCAUUAAGGAUUUCAAAGGUAUGUAGGACUAUGACUUAUUUGGAAAGGGAAAAAUUACUGAAGAGCAGUUAAUGAACCUUUUCCAUUAAACUAAUUGUGCCUUAAAAAUAUCAGACGAGCCACUUGCUAUAAAAUAAGCAAAACUACUGGAGCAAUACUACGAUUUUAUUCAUAACUAAGAAAACAAGAUUUUAAAUGGAAAGAAGAAAAUUCAGGACUUGGAGGCUGAAUUAGAACAUCAUAGAAGGAAAGCAUAGGAAUAGUUAAGCAAAGCAUAUGUAGAUAAUCAGGAGAUAUGCAAAUUAUCUGAUGCUCUGAAAGAGAAGAUUGAAUAAACUAAUUUCUAGCAGGAUAACCACUUAGAAACUCUUUAUCAUUCAAGGCAAAAAAUACUUAACGACGAGUUAGAAAAGGAAACUAAGGAGAAACAGUCGGCAUUAGAUAGACUAAGGAAAAAGAAGGAAGAUCUGAGAAAAAUUAGAGAGUAGCUUUAGAAGAUCACGAGCAAAAAAUCUUAAGAUCAAUAAGUUUAAUGUAAUCUUGAGAAAGAGGAAAAAAUGAAGUAUCAUUCAAGGCCAAAGCCUCCUGUAACAAAAAUGCUGACCAUUUUUGACGAGGUAAUUCAUGGUACCAGCACUAAGAAAAUACCAACUUCAAAAUUGGAAUCUAAGGUUCAAGGCGGCAGUACAAAUAAUCUUUCAGCUUCAUCUAAAGCAAUAAUUAGUUCUGGGGCAAAAGCUGUUGUAUAGUCAAAAGAAUGGGUUUAAGCUCUAAUUAAUCUAAUAUACAUUGAUAAGAUAAAGACUGAUAUGGAAGAAUUCAAAGAAGGUAAACCCAUACAAAGUCUGAGAGAAUUCGUUAUUCAAUGGUUCCUAGUCAAGUUCGGAAUUAAAAAAGUUGCUGAGGCUCUCUUAUAGGACUUUAUAAGAAGUUUGAUAAAUUAUGAGCCAAUUCAUGAAAGGUUCCGAACAUUCUUGAUUUUUUGUGGAGUUCAUGUUCAAAAAGGACUUAAUAGAAAUAGAGAUAAAAAGAGUGACUUACUCUAUGAAAAACAACUAGAAUCAAUUGACACAUUUAGAAUAUACUUGAAAUUAGCUCAUACUUUAAGAAAUGCUUGCACCCCAUUCUUACCAGAUAUAAAUUGUGAAGGGUAAUAAAGACUACCAAAUGGAGUAGUUAUAAACUAUCAGGAAUCUAAAUAAAUAUUCCUUCAAAUCAUGACGGAGGAAGGAGUGAAUACAAGUGAACAUUUUACUAACCUUGAUAUCCCAUUUUAAGAAUUUUUAGAAGAUCAAAUUCAAUAUGGAGAUAAUAAAGUGAAAGGCAAGCAAAGUUAUAUGUAGUAGCAAAGUCAAAGCAUGAAAACUGGUGGCUAAUUUUCAGGUAUGCCAAAGAAGCAUCAAGCUGAUGACAAGUAUAUCAAUAUUGACGUGUUCUUGAGAAUUUGUAUAAUGGAGUAUGUAAAGAUAAGGCUUAAUUAAGUUGACUAAAUAUUAUCUGCCCUUAAAAUAUUAGAAUUCAACAAUUACUGUGACAUCCUUUAUAAUGAUUUUGAAAGCUCUGUCAAAAUUUCCUUAUAUAACAAAUCAGAAAAAUGGAUUGAAGGAGCCUACUCAUAUUUGAUAAAUAAUCUUGAAGAUAGUUAUUUUACAAGGGAAGAUGUCGUUAUUACUAUGCUUCCUUGGAUCCAUUCAACUGCUUUUGUUAAAGAUUAUACUAACAAACAUAAAGCAUGGAUAUAUGUUAAAGAGCUCGAAAAAAUGAAUGUAAUAGAACCAACUUGGAAUAGUGGACCACAGGAAGAGAAAAAGAGUCAAAACUAAUCAAUGAUGAGCAUGUCUAAUAAAGUUGCAUAGAAAUAAGGCACUCAAUAAACUGUCAAUCUGAAUAAUAACAAUACACCAGCUAGUAUAACAAACUUAAAACCAAAUCCAAAUGGACUUGUUGCUGGAAUGACAAGAAUUACUAUUCCAAAAAGCAUUGUUCCAGGUACUAAAAUGCUUAAAGAUCCCCUAUCUUCAGCUUUUAUACUUGAAAAGAACUUUAAAAUCAUGGCAAGCUUUUUCUCUUCAGUAGAAAGUGAUCUUAAAGAAAUAAACUAAUUGUAUAAUCUAGUUAUGGAAAAAGUGACAUUCACUAGAAAAUCUUUCAUUAAUCAAGUUGAGAAUAUGGAUGCUCCAGCUUAAGAUGAGGGAGCUUAAAAAUCUGAAGCUCAAAUGACAUAUCUCACUGGAAAUUCUAAGUUCAUUAAAACAUGCAUGGUAAUUUCUUAGACUGGGUUAACUGAACAACAGGAUUAGACAAAUGAUGGUUGGUCUCUAUUUAGAAAGUUAUUAUAUUUAGUUGUGAGUAGACAUAAAAAUAUUGACAUCUGA